Molecule: messenger RNA, 1703 nt
Organism: Musca vetustissima
Lineage: Eukaryota; Metazoa; Arthropoda; Insecta; Diptera; Muscidae
Gene: VGAT
Product: vesicular inhibitory amino acid transporter
Exons: 3
Coding region: 41-1693 (550 amino acids)
Biological process (GO): amino acid transmembrane transport
Cellular component (GO): vacuolar membrane
Molecular function (GO): amino acid transmembrane transporter activity
Source: RefSeq, a predicted model, not a curated record
CAACCAUUUCGACUUCGCCCAGUAUUGGAAUUAUUUAAUCAUGGCAUUUUUAAAUAAAUUGAAAUCCGCACCCUUACCACCUCUCAAAAAUAUCCUCAAUGUAGCCGUUCAGACUGCUCGCCAACAUAUGCCCGAUAAGAAGGACUAUGAACAACCAGGUGGUGGUGGUGGUAGACCGACAAUGCCACAACAGCCCGAUAGCACACAGGCCAUGUUCCAUGGUGAUGAGAAUACCUAUGGAACUACCGAUGAUAGACCGACAGAAUUGAAUCCCUUUCGCAAUCCAAAUGGUUGGAUGGACGAGGGCGAAGGCGGUGGUGAUGCAAAGGGUGAAGGCUAUCAAACGACCUCAUUCAAUGAAUACGAUGGAAGGUAUCAGCAAGCCGAUGCUAUACGACAAGGCAGCAUCGCUUCCGAAGGCAGUUCUUUCGUGUGCGAAGGUGAAGGUGGCGGUGGUUCGAAAAUCGAUGAAAUGCAAGCCGCCUGGAACGUUACGAAUGCUAUACAGGGUAUGUUUAUUGUAUCGCUGCCAUUUGCCGUACUCCAUGGCGGCUACUGGGCCAUUAUCGCCAUGGUGGGCAUUGCCUACAUUUGCUGUUACACGGGAAAAGUGUUAGUGCAAUGCCUCUACGAACCGGAUCCAACUACGGGACAAUUGGUGCGGGUACGUGAUAGUUAUGUAUCGAUUGCCAAGGUGUGCUUCGGACCCCAGUUGGGUGCAAAAGCAGUGAGUAUGGCUCAAUUGAUUGAGCUGUUGAUGACGUGCAUUUUGUAUGUGGUAGUGUGUGGCGAUUUGUUGGCGGGCACAUAUCCCCAGGGAUCGUUGGAUUCGCGAUCCUGGAUGAUGUUAGUUGGUAUCUUUCUACUGCCAAUGGGUUUCUUAAAAUCUCUAAAGAUGGUGUCACUGCUCUCCUUCUGGUGCACCAUGUCGCAUAUUGUUAUUAAUGUGGUCAUUUUGGGAUAUUGUAUUCUGCAGAUUGGUGAUUGGGGUUGGUCCAAGGUCCGUUGGAGUAUUGAUUUUGAAAAUUUCCCCAUAUCGUUGGGUGUCAUUGUAUUCUCGUACACAUCACAGAUAUUCUUGCCCACACUGGAGGGCAACAUGAUUGAUCGUUCCAAAUUCAAUUGGAUGUUGGAUUGGUCUCACAUUGCCGCGGCCGCCUUUAAGGCCGGUUUUGGUUACAUUUGUUUCUUGACCUUCCAAAAUGAUACACAACAGGUUAUUACCAAUAAUCUGCACUCGCAGGGUUUUAAGGGUUUGGUUAAUUUCUUUUUGGUCAUCAAAGCCAUUUUGAGUUAUCCCCUACCCUAUUAUGCGGCCUGUGAGUUGUUGGAACGUAACUUCUUCCGUGGUCCACCAAAAACGAAAUUUCCCACCAUUUGGCAUUUAGAUGGGGAGUUGAAAGUUUGGGGUUUAGGUUUUCGUGUGGGUGUUAUUGUUUCGACCAUAAUGAUGGCCUGUUUUAUACCUCACUUUUCGAUUCUGAUGGGUUUCAUUGGCAGUUUCACGGGUACCAUGUUAAGUUUCAUUUGGCCAUGUUAUUUCCAUUUGAAAAUCAAGGGUCAUCUAUUGGAUCAAAAGGAAAUGGCCAAGGAUUAUAUUAUUAUUGGGUUGGGGGUAUUGUUUGGUGUUAUUGGCAUUUAUGAUUCGGGUAAUGCUCUGAUAAAUGCCUUUGAAAUUGGUCUUCCAUUUUAAAGACGAGGAA